CGCAAAAAGCGAGCGAGCGAGCGCCCGCACGCCACGACCCACGAGAGCGAUCGACGGAUCGGCCGAUGCGGAGGACCUAGCAGCGGGCGCCGCCCCGCCCGCCGCGACCUCCAUCUGCACCAGCGCCGCACGCCACGGCCAGUCGCCAGAUGAUGAAGGAUGCCAAGUGGCCGCACGCGGCGGCGAGCGUCGGUGGGAGGCGAGGGCCGGGCCCCUCCGCCGCCUCAUCAUCAUCCGCCGCGGGGCCGUCGUACACCCUCCUCGCGUCCUCCCCGCCCACCACCGCCAGCAACGACGGCUGCUCGCCGCACUACCCUCCCGCGCCCGCGUCCGACGACGACGGGCCCUCCUCGUUCGACGCGUCCGUCGCUGCCGCGAAGCUUCCGUUCCAGCACCAGCCGCACAGGAACAGCCCCCAACUCGGUGUCGCGGAUUGGCUGCGGCUGCAGCGGCAGUCCAGCGGGAGCAGCGUUGGGGCCGACGACGGCGAGGUAUCCUCCACCGUCUCCUCCACCUUGGCCAACGCCGCAGAGUACAGGGACAACAAGGGCGACGCGGACCGCCCGCCGAGCAGCAGCAGCAAGAGCUGGGCGCAGCAGGCGGAGGAGGCCUACCAUCUCCAGCUGGCCCUCGCGCUCCGCCUCUGCUCCGAGGCCUCCUCCGCCACGGACCCCAACUUCCUCGACUCCUCCACCGCCGCCGCCGCCGACCACCUCCAGCACAUUGCAUCGCCUCAAUCCCUCUCCCACCGCUUCUGGGUCAACGGCAGCUUGUCCUACUCCGACAAGGUCCCGGAUGGCUUCUACCUCAUCCAGGGGAUGGAUCCCUUCAUAUGGACGCUCUGCAACGACGUGCACGACGGCGGCCGCGUCCCCUCCAUUGAGUCUCUCAAGGCUGUCAAUCCCACCGAUUCUGCCAUCGAGGUGGUCAUCGUAGAUAAAGUAGCGGACUAUGACCUGAGGCAGCUGAUAAGCAUGGCCAUUGACGUUUCUCGGAACCGUGCCGACUCCAAGGAGAUCGCCACUCGACUCGCUGCCGUCGUGUCCACAAAGAUGGGGGGAUCACUAGCAGCUACCGAGGAACACGAGCUGGGUCCCCGGUGGAGAGACUCUGUUGGGUUCCUGAAGAUUAGCUCAGGGUCUGUUGUACUUCCCAUCGGAAAGUUAUCAAUUGGCUUUUGCUGCCACCGAGCAUUACUGUUCAAGACCCUGGCGGACUCCAUCAAUCUGCCCUGUCGCAUUGUGAAGGGAUGCAAAUACUGCAAAGCUGGUGCUGCCAAUUCUUGCUUGGUGCGCUUUGGUCAUGACAGGGAAUAUCUAAUUGAUUUAAUUGGGAACCCAGGAUUCUUAUCUGAACCUGACUCCCUCUUGAAUGGACUAUCAUCCAUCUCUGUUUCUUCACCAUUGCGCCCACCAAAACAUGACUCAGCUGACAUUUCUGAUAAUUUUAAGUUGUUGGCCAAGCAAUAUUUCCGUGAUUGUCAAUCGUUAAAUCUCAUGUUCAGUGACCCAGCAGCUGGAACGGUUAUCGACUUAGAUGAGGCUAUGGGAUCAAAUCUAGGUCCAAACUCAUCACAUGCAACAAACAGUGAUUGUCAAGCUACCUUUAAGGCUGGUACUCAACGCGGUAGUCAAGAUGGGAAUUUUAUAAUGCAGAGGAGUUCCCCAGAGGAUACUCAAUCUGGACUAAGUGAUCCCUUUAGCGAUAUGUCCCUUGAGAUAGAAGACUUGAUUAUCCCAUGGAGUGAGCUUGUUCUGAAAGAGAAAAUUGGUGCAGGUUCUUUUGGUACUGUGCACCGUGCAGAUUGGAAUGAUUCGGAUGUCGCAGUAAAGAUUCUAAUGGAGCAGGACUUCCACCCAGAGCGUCUCAAAGAAUUUUUGAGAGAGGUUGCAAUUAUGAGAAGUUUGCGUCAUCCGAACAUCGUUCUUCUUAUGGGUGCUGUCACUCAGCCACCUAACCUUUCAAUUGUGACUGAAUACCUGUCAAGAGGUAGCCUGUACAGACUUUUACACAGGCAUGGUGCAAGGGAAAAUCUGGAUGAGCGGCGCCGCUUGAGUAUGGCUUUCGACGUGGCAAAAGGGAUGAAUUAUCUUCAUAAGCGUAAUCCUCCAAUAGUCCACCGGGAUCUAAAGUCUCCAAACCUGUUGGUUGACAAAAAGUACACUGUGAAAGUCUGUGACUUUGGUCUCUCCAGAUUGAAGGCAAACACAUUUCUGUCUUCCAAGACUGCAGCAGGGACUCCUGAGUGGAUGGCGCCAGAAGUUCUUCGUGACGAGCCCUCAAAUGAGAAGUCUGAUGUCUACAGCUUCGGUGUUAUCCUAUGGGAGAUUAUGACAUUGCAGCAGCCAUGGAGUAAUUUAAAUCCAGCACAGGUCGUAGCAGCUGUUGGUUUCAAGGGACGAAGGCUUGAUAUCCCAAGCAGUGUUGAUCCGAAAGUGGCGGCAGUAAUUGAGUCCUGCUGGGCCAGAGAACCCUGGAGACGACCCUCUUUUGCCAGUAUCAUGGAAUCCCUGAAACCUCUCAUCAAGACAUUACCACCCAAUCAACUACUGGAGGAAAAUUAGUUACACUUCGCAAAAACUUCAACAUCCAGUAGACACGAGCUUCUGACAGCUGAGUCAGCAUAGGUGAUUCUCAGUAUUUAUUAAGAAUAGAGGUUCCAGUUAUUCUUUAUAUUAUCAUUUGUGUAUCAAAUUUAUUCAGAUUAUAAUAGAUCCUACAAACUGCCGCACUUGUCAUAUUCAUCAAGAAAGCGGAUUUCAUGACAUCAUACUACUCCCUCCAUUCCAAAUUAGAUUGGGAUGUUUUCUUGUUCCAUAAUGGGAUAAAUUCAACCUUUGCUUUGGAUCGCAGAUCUUCAAAUGCCCAAGAGUUGUUACUUUGGAUUAGUGGCUUAGGAUAUAUGGAUGUAGUCAUGUUAUGGGCUGUAUGUAGCAACUAGUUGUACCAAAAAUGUUAAGUUGAUGGAGAAAUGUUCACUUAUAUUUUUCACUGAUGAUUUAUGAGGAUCCAGUGGUGGAGCUAGGAUUCCCAAGUUGGGUAUUCCCAACAUAUAAAA
Molecule: messenger RNA, 3058 nt
Organism: Sorghum bicolor (sorghum)
Lineage: Eukaryota; Viridiplantae; Streptophyta; Magnoliopsida; Poales; Poaceae
Product: serine/threonine-protein kinase CTR1
Exons: 17
Coding region: 150-2564 (804 amino acids)
Biological process (GO): protein phosphorylation
Molecular function (GO): protein kinase activity; ATP binding
Source: RefSeq, a predicted model, not a curated record